GGAAAUUUACUGUUUAAAUGAUAUUUGUCAUGAUAACAAUAUGGAAUACAUUUUUUAAAAUCCAAAAGCAAUCGUUGAUCCUGAUCAUUAUUUGAAUAACAAGAAAUUCAUCGCCUCAAAGACGAAUAUUAUUUUCUUUUUCUCUUCAAAAAUAAGACAUAAACAUAAUAAUUCUUAAUCAGCUAAUGAAUUACACAUUUGCUAGUAUUUUUCCACCAUUCACAACAAGUAUCAUAGCACUAUUAGCAACAAUAAUAUCAACUGCUACACUUGGUGGUAAUAUUGUAGUAUUAAUUGCAUUUUUUAUUGAACGUUCAUUACGUAUACCAAGUAAUUAUUUUAUAGCAUCAUUAGCUAUGACUGAUGUAUUAAUUGGAUUAUUUUCUAUGAAUUUAUUUAUUACAUAUCAAUUACUUGGUUAUUGGCCAUUAGGUCAUUUAAUUUGUGAUUUAUGGUUAUCAUUAGAUUUUUCAGCAUGUUUAACAAGUCAAUACACGGUAUUUUUAAUUACAUUAGAUAGAUUUUGUUUAGUGAAAAUACCAGCAAAAUAUCGUAAUUGGAGAACAUAUAAUAAGGUACGAAUAAUGAUUUGUAUAAGUUGGAUAUUUCCAGCAACAUUAUUCACAUUACUUAUAUUUGGUUGGUCCUAUAUAACUGGUGAAAAACAACGUGAAUUAACUAAAUGUGAUGUAUCAUUUACAUAUUAUCCUAUAUUUAAUACAACAUUAACUGUGGGAUAUUUUUGGAUAACAUUAAUUAUAAUGUGUAGUUUAUAUGUUGGUAUUUAUAAAGUAGCACAUAGAUUACAAAAAAAAUCAUUAGAAAGUAGUAAACGUUUAGUACAAUUUUUAACAAAAAUUGAUCAAGAUUCAAUACAUUCACAAAGUAAUCAAGAUUCAAUAGAUGAUGGAGAUAAUCAUGAUCAUGAUAAUAAUCGUACUAUUCCAGGAAGGCAUUCAAAAUCUAAAUUUGUUCAAGACAAUAUUCAACAACGUCGUGAAAGAACAAAUAAACAUUAUUGUUAUGAAACUAGAUCAAGUUAUAAUAAAUCAUUGGAAAAUUUUAAUUUAACAUCAAAUAGAAAAUCGAAAUAUAAUCAAACUCAACAGAAUUCAUUGACAGUGACCAGUGAGAAUCAACGUAAUUCAAAAAGUAACUAUCCUAUAAAUAAAUGUCAUUUAGAAUAUGGAAGUGAAACUAGUGGUUGUUCAACUUUUUAUCCAACAAAUAACAAUAGUACUGAAAGUAAAACUCAAUUAUCAUCAAUCAUUGAAAAGUCUCAAUUAUUAUCAAACACAGAUAUAUCAAAAAAAUAUGAAGAUUCAAACAUUAAAAUUUCUAAAGAUGAAUCUUUAUCUUCUAUAUCUGAUGAAAAUUUCUCAUUACCAUCGGUAAAUUUUUAUGUACCCUCUCCAAAAGUUCCAAUAUCUUCACCAAUUCAAAAUAGUCAAUCAACUUCUUCGAAAUAUAUAGAAUCAGAUGAUAGUUCACCAGUAUGGAUUAAAAAAGAUGCUUGUUAUGAUUCUGGUUUAAAUUUAUAUGUAUAUGAUAUAUGUCCACAAUUAAUGAAAUGUCAUACAUUGAUUCAUGAAGGAGGAAAUAUUUGUCAAAAUGCUAUUUGUUUAUCUGAUUCAACCUCUUGGAAUCAAUGUAUACAAUCAUGUUGUCUGUUGGAAAAAUGUGAAUAUUCAGAUUAUACAACAUCAACUGAUAAUCCUAGUUCAACAUAUUAUAAUCAAUCAACAAUGAAUGAUUAUUGGUGUUUACGUUUUAUGGAUAAAUGGAAUAAAUCUAAACAAAAUCAAACUAUGAAAUCAUCUUGUAUAUACGAUCCAUCAAUGAAACAUAAUUCCGUACUAUGGUAUAAAUCACAUGAUAAAUCAUAUUUAACUGAACUUCCAAGUAAAUCUAAUAUUAAUCCUAAUCGGGAAAUAUGUCCAUUAUGCCAAAUAAAUAAAGAUAAUAAUGACAAUAUUGUUCGGCAAAGUAAAUCAAAACAAAACCCUAGUUUACAUAGGAUCAUAAAACAGAUCAAGUUAAGAGUUCAACAUUGUUGUUGUUGUUGUUGUAUUCUACCAUUAAAACAUAUAAAUAUCUCAUUAAAUAAUAAUAAUAAUAAUAAUCCAACUCAAUAUCAAUCAAGUAGUACAACUAAUAGUAAAAUAAUACGUAGUAAUGAUAAUAGUGAUAAUGAUUAUAUAAUCACUGAAUAUAAUCAAUUCAAAACAAAACAUAACAAAUUAUCAUUAAAAGAUAAAUAUAAACAACAAAAUCAACAAUCAGAAUAUCAAAAAUCAAUAAUCAAUAAAAGGCAAACAACAUUUUCAAUAUUUCAAUCAUUAUCUAAUAUUGAUAUGCAAAAUCGUAAACAUGCAUGUAAAGCAUUAAAAACAAUAAGUCUUAUAUUAGGUGCAUUUAUAUUCUGUUGGACACCAUAUCAUAUUAUUGUAUUAAUUAAGGGGUUUUGUGAUGAUAUUAAUACUUAUACAAGUUGUGUUAAUAUACAUUUAUAUAAUUUAUCAUAUUGGUUAUGUUAUAUGAAUUCACCAAUUAAUCCAUUUUGUUAUGCAUUAUCAAAUAUAUCAUUUAGGCGAACAUUUUUUCGUAUAUUAAAAUGUGAUUUUCAAAAAAGAUAAACAAAAAAUUAAUGAUUCCCAUUGUGAAAAAUUAGAAUAGAAUACAUGUAAGUGAACAAUUAUUGUCAAUUAGAUAAUCAUCAUCAUCAUCAUCAUCAUCAUCAUCAUCAUCAUCAUCAUCAUCAUCAUCAUCAUCAGGGCUUUACUAUAAGCCAUAGAAAUUUUUACAUUCCACUCUUAAUUUAUAUGUACAGAAGAUAUAUAUGUAACCCCACCCCUAUCCCUUCCAUGGCCGGAUAUAACUUAACAAAUGACAUUAUUAUAAUUAUCGUGGAUCAGUUGAAGUUAGACAUUAACACCGUUGGAUGUCGACCAGCUCAGUGGUCUAUCGGUUAAGGGCACUGGCUCGAGACUGGUAGGUCUUGGGUUCGAAUCUCGCGAGUGCGGGUUCGUGGAUGCGCACUGUUGAGGAGUCCCAUAAUAGGACGAAAUCGGCUGUCCAGUGUUUCCAUGGUGGUCUGGUUUCAAUUGACUCAUGCUUUCAAUUAUUAUUAUUUGUAAAUUUUAUUUUUAUUAUCUUAAUUUUGUUUGUAAUUUUUUAUCACUUUCCAUUUGUAUUCAUCACUAUGUAAUUAUUUACAUACUUCUUAUUACGUAAUGAUUUUAAUGUUCUAGUCUAUUUACCCACAUUUGACCUCUUAUUUUUCAAUGCUUAAUUAUUGAUAAGACUUUUGUUAUCAUAAUUCAAUAUUCUUACUACUAUCAGUACACUUGUCUUCCCAAUAUCAACUUGUACUUUUAACUAAUUAGGCUUGGUGACGUAUUCUAUUUCAUUGUGAAAGUUUUUCAAUCAAUAUUGUUUAUGUAUUUUGCAUAUUGUUUUUCUUUUUCAGUUUUUUUUGUAAUGCUAUCAUAAACCAGCUAUUGAUAUUUGUCAAUCUCUGUUAUAGACUAAUUAUAUUGACUAUUAUCAAUAUAUUAAAACAAAACAAUAUAUUUAG
Messenger RNA from Schistosoma rodhaini, 3577 nucleotides. The record is from the annotation of a GenBank genome assembly. NCBI's taxonomy places the organism in Eukaryota, Metazoa, Platyhelminthes, Trematoda, Strigeidida, Schistosomatidae.